Molecule: messenger RNA, 1342 nt
Organism: Apaloderma vittatum (bar-tailed trogon)
Lineage: Eukaryota; Metazoa; Chordata; Aves; Trogoniformes; Trogonidae
Gene: CDH13
Product: cadherin 13
Exons: 6
Biological process (GO): adherens junction organization; cell morphogenesis; cell-cell junction assembly
Cellular component (GO): catenin complex; plasma membrane; adherens junction
Molecular function (GO): cadherin binding; calcium ion binding
Source: RefSeq, a predicted model, not a curated record
UUUCAAGCCACUGUAAAAGAGGGAGUCACAGGUGUAAUAGUAAACUUAACUGUCGGCGACCGAGAUGACCCAGCAACCGGAGCAUGGAGAGCUGUCUACACCAUAAUUAAUGGAAAUCCAGGGCAGAGUUUCGAAAUCCAUACCAAUCCCCAGACGAACGAGGGAAUGCUCUCUGUUGUCAAACCUUUAGACUACGAGAUUUCUGCAUUUCACACGUUGCUGAUCAAAGUAGAAAAUGAAGACCCGCUAAUUCCAGACGUAGCCUAUGGACCCAGUUCCACCGCAACGGUUCAGAUCACUGUUGAGGAUGUGAAUGAAGGCCCAGUUUUCCACCCAAACCCAAUGACAGUGACAAAACAAGAAAACAUCCCCAUUGGCAGCGUUGUGUUAACAGUAAAUGCCACUGAUCCUGACACUUUGCAACAUCAGACUAUCAGAUAUUCGGUUUACAAAGAUCCAGCAGGCUGGCUAGAAAUUAACCCUACCAAUGGUACCAUUGGCACCACUGCUAUCCUGGAUCGGGAAUCUCCUUACGUUCAGGACAACAAAUACACGGCUCUCUUUCUGGCGAUAGACAGUGGUAACCCUCCUGCUACAGGUACAGGAACUUUACACAUCACUUUGGAAGAUGUAAAUGACAACGUCCCAUCCCUUUAUCCAACACUUGCAAAAGUUUGUGACGAUGCAAAGGAUCUCAGGGUAGUGGUACUAGGAGCAUCAGACAAAGACUUACAUCCCAACACAGAUCCAUUCAAAUUUGAAUUGAGUAAGCAAUCCAGCCCAGAAAAAAUGUGGAGAAUCACCAAGCUUAACAAUACUCAUGCUGAGGUCAUCCUGCUUCAAAACCUGAAAAAGGCCAAUUACAACAUCCCAAUCUCAGUGACAGAUUCUGGAAAACCGCCUCUGACUAACAACACAGAACUGAAAUUACAAGUGUGUUCCUGCAAGAAAUCCAAAAUGGACUGCAGUGCAACUGAUGCUCUUCAUAUCAGCAUGGCCCUUAUCCUUCUUUCACUCUUCAGUUUAUUUUGUCUGUAAGAACUCCUGACAUUUGAAGCUGUCCUACUGAGUUGCCAUGGCAACAAGAAGAAAGAAAACGUCAGAGCUGAAGAUUGCAGUUUACAGUGACUGUUCUUCACUACUAGGCCUCAGUUGCUCCCGAUUCAGUUUAAUUUGCAACCUCACUUAAUCUGACCAACUAUACAUUGGUGUUUGGCAGCCUCCGCCCUAACUUCCAUUGGUUAAUGGAUUCCUCUUGCAAGAUGCAAGGCUUACGCGAAUUUUCUCUCUCUGAAUGUUAAAAGACCAUGACAUCUAAACUGGACCUUGGGGGAGCAGAAAA